This is a messenger RNA of Symbiodinium sp. CCMP2592, 2689 nucleotides long. NCBI's taxonomy places the organism in Eukaryota, Dinophyceae, Suessiales, Symbiodiniaceae. The record is from the annotation of a GenBank genome assembly.
AUGGCAGCUGGGAAGGAGGCAUGCGAGCUACGCUUCGGUGGCCACCGGUAUCUCGUCGAUUUCAACAGCCUCACGCAGUUGAAUCUCGCGACGCAGCGAUCACGGCGCAUACGGAGGCUUGGAGCGGCCCUCCCGCUGCUCAGGAAAGGCGGCGCCGCAUCCUCUUCGGGCGCACACGAGAAGGCGCCGAGCCGUCCGGCCGGCGACGCCAAAGCCGAGGCACAGGAGGUGGUUGUGGUAAUUGUGGCACUGGCAGUCGUCCAGGCCAUCACAUCCGAAGCUGCCCAGGUCGCUUGCCAGGUGCGCGAAGAAGUUGCACCAAGGGCAUGGCGAUGGGUUGCCCUGGCCGUGCUGAGUCUAGACAUUUGCAUCAGCUACGUUCCUCAGUACACGUUCGUGCCCAUCCUCCGUCAAGGCAUGCACGCCUUCCACGUAGACGAGCCAGCCAUGAACAUGUUGUGCAUUCUGUACGCCCUGGUCUAUGUACCCGGCGCCUUCGUUACCGGCCCCUUGGUCGGUGCAGUCGGCUGCCGGCGGACUUUUGUAUUGGCCACGGCCCUCAUCGCUGCAGGCUGUGCUUUGCGCUGCAACUCUUGGAGCGCCCACUCCACCACCAGCACCGACAAAGUUCUCGGCGACAGUGCCGCCGACGGCUGGUUAUUUCCGGCGUACUACAACAACGCCGACUUCAUGCUUCUGCUGGCUGGCCAGGGGCUGUGCGCCCUAGGCCAGCCUCUUCUGGUGAACUGCACCUCCGAGAUGGGUGCGGACUGGUUUCCGCCGAGCGAGAGGCCUGCGGCGGCAAUGAUCUCCAACUUGAUGAACUUCGUGGGCGGAUCCCUGUCCUUUGUCAUCCCACCUCUCUUCGUGGAUGACAACCCCACGGAUGUGGAAGUAAUGCACUCGCAGAUUUCAUCUCUGCUCAGUUUUCAAUUUCACUCGGCGAUCCUCGCCUUGGUGUUAACGUAUCUACUGUACCGGCCACUUCCGGCAGACGUGGAGGCCGCGGGGGCCGAAAAGCGUCAGUCAGUGACUUUCAUCACGGAGGUGAAAUCCAUACUCCGGCUCAAAGAUUUCUGGAUCGUCAACCUCCAGUUCACCAUCUUCAUCGCCCUGUGCCACGCGUUUGACGCCGUGGAGGGGUCGUUGUUGGAGAACUAUGGCUAUAAUGCUUCUCUGACAAGCUGGACGGCGGUGUCCUGCGGUAUCACUUCCAUUCUCAGUACCAUCGUGGAGGCCCGGUGCAUCACAAAUGCUACCUACUACAAGGUGGCGCUGAUGAUUUCGAACUCUUUCAUGGCCAUGUCACUCCUGGUCGGUUUCCUGUGCCUGCACUACCAAUGGCAUUCCUUUGGUUUCAUCACGGCCGUUGGCAUCAUGGGCCUCGCAACUCCAGGCUGGGGCUGCUCCGCCGAGCUCGGUAGUGAGGUCUGCUUUCCUGCACGGGAAGCCACAGUGAACGGGCUGAUGGAGGCCUUCAGCAACUUAGCCGGAGUUGCGGCCAUCGUCAUGGCCCAGGAGGGCAUCGAUCAGCACCUAGGAGCUGGGGUGCUGGCGGUAAUGGCCGCUACGGCUCUGGCAGGGGCGCUCCUGCUGGUGCUUCUCUCAGGUCGGCUACGCCGUUGCGAGAUGGAAGAAAGCCCUCGGGUAGACGAGGAGGACAGUGAAGUGCUGCAGGUCCGCAAACAGGACUUCAAGGCGGACACGUCACUUCCCGCGCAGGACAGGCACGAGAAAAUGCGAGUCUCCCACGCGCACUCCAACCGCAAGGUGCUCCUCCUUUUGUGGGCUGUCGGCAUCAAUUUGGCCAGCGUCGCCAUGACAGCCACGACCGCGCAGUUCAUCAUGCCCAAGAUCGUCAUGGAGCCCGCGCAGAUGGCACAGAUGAUGCCAAGUUACACGAAGCCGAAGAAGCGCAACAAGAAGCACAACCGCAGCAAGAUGAAAAAUGGUGUUCGUGAGCCAAGGACCUUUCUGCUGAACUGUGGGCCGCUUGGGCAUCAGCAGGCCCAGAUGGCUCGAGGUCACAUUGCCAGCAUCAUGUCUGCUGCGAACCAAAGCUUCGCAGCUUUUCCGUGCGUCCGCGCCAAGAAAGGUGUCACGGCUGCCUUCAAAGAGGGCCUUCUGUCGCAGAAAGCUUUGGAUGUGUGGAACCGCCAUCCAGGAUCCCGUGCUGCCAUUGAGGAGGCCGCGUCCCACAUGAGGCUUUGGAAGCUGAUGGCGAAUCAGAACAUCCAAAGCGCGAACAUCAUCGAGGAUUCGGAAAAUCUCUGCUUCAGCUUCCGCUCAAGGCGGAACGAGCUGCUGGGCAAACUGCCACUGAAGACGGACUUCGUGGCGCUGAAUCCGCGCCAGUCGGUUGGUUCCCUGGACCAGAAGGCCAUGCAGGCCCUGAAGGGCAAGAAGUCGAAGCAUGGCAAUGCCUCCAGCACCGGGCCUUUCCAGGGCGUUGUGAAUCGCCUGCGGCCCGGCACGGGGCUACCCGUCGCGCUGAACAACUACUACAUUACCCUUCGCUGGGCAAAGAAGUUUCUUCGCUUCGGGGUGCUGUGGGAAGCGCCUCCGAAAGCCAAAGUCAAGUUCGAGCACUUCUUGUUUGACGGCAUCUACCGUAGCCCUCAAGCGGCCGGCUUCCGUGGCUAUGCUCUGGAGCCUGGGGCCAUCGCGCGGCGAAGCACAUCUCGCGGAG